Messenger RNA from Hyla sarda, 868 nucleotides. RefSeq names its product DNA damage-regulated autophagy modulator protein 1-like. The record is from RefSeq and is a predicted model, not a curated record. The transcript has 2 exons. NCBI's taxonomy places the organism in Eukaryota, Metazoa, Chordata, Amphibia, Anura, Hylidae. The coding region runs from base 43 to 768 and encodes 241 amino acids.
UACAGUGCGAUUAGCAACUUCUAUUUCUUCUUCUUGACUGAGAUGGAGCUAAAAGGUUUGGGGUUCGUCCCCCUUCUGUUGGCGUUUUGGUGUGCGGCCUGGCUUGCCACCAGCUACAUCGUGACGGUCGUCCUCGGCCAUGCCGCCUCGCCACUGAUGCACAUCAGUGACGUGGGAAAUUUCUUUCCCGAAAACAUAUUAUUGAGAAUUGGUUUCAUAGGGACAUCCAUUGGCACUUUGGUACUAACCUUUCUUAUUUAUAAGUAUAUGGUUAUGCAUACUGAAGAGUUCAGGGGUCAUCAGGUCCUGAUCCAGAGGAUCCUGCUCGCCAUUGUGUGGGCCUCCUGUUUUGGUACAGCUGUCAUGCAUGUAUUGUCCCCCGAAGAAUAUCCCAGGAUACACUUUGUCAGCACGGUAAUUUCCAUUACAUGUGAAGCCUUAUACUACCUUGGGCAGUCCAUCCAGAUGUAUAAAUUACCAGGAGCAAACAAAGUCAUCCACCAUAGUAGAUGCACCUGCUGUGGCCUGACUUUUACCUGCGCAAUUUUCUACUUUGGAUAUAAAACAUUACAGGAAUUAUUCUAUGAUGAUGAAGACUGGGACGAGAUCCGUGAAAUCACCACCAUAAUCAUCGAGUGGGUGAUGCUUCUACUGAUCCUGAUAAACAUCGUGACCUAUUAUUCCACCAUGCAGAGGUUAAUGUUAACCGUCUCCAGGAACAGCUGCAAACUCUCUCUUAGAGUAAGAAUUGAUGACUUCGGGGUGUAGACCACCACGUGGGCCAUCAAGUGGACUUCUGGGAGAGAUACUGCACAGGACACGGGAAAACCAUAAAAAAAAUAAUAUGAGCUGGUGAUAUUACCUAUAC